This is a messenger RNA of Rubroshorea leprosula, 887 nucleotides long. The record is from the annotation of a GenBank genome assembly. NCBI's taxonomy places the organism in Eukaryota, Viridiplantae, Streptophyta, Magnoliopsida, Malvales, Dipterocarpaceae.
UUUACUCGACUUUGAUGCUUAACAUAGCACAGCAAACUACAUAUGGCAGAAGGCUUUGCAAUCGUAACUGCGGUUUCCGACCCUCUCUUUUCCGUCACGAAACGCAUCAUCUUAUUUCCCCUAAGUAACAGCUCAUCAUUCCCUGACUCCCCUUCCUAUUAUAGCCGUUGCCUACCUCCGAAUAGCUCCAAUUAAACCCUCAAAAUCCAUUCGUUCCAUAUUUUCCCAGAAAAACUCUCCUUCUAUACCAUGCAAAUUCUCGUCUCUGUUUUUUUAGCGCUGUUCUUACCAUGCGCAGGCAUGAGUUCUGCUUUCCUUGUUUACAUUUGUUUAAUCCGGUCUGCUACGAAUUACAAUCAGAGUGAUUCCGGAGGGGAGGUGAAGCCGGUGAAGAAAAAAGGGUUGUCGGCGGCCGAGCUGGAGAAGCUGCCUAAGGUCACCCGGAAGGAAUUGGUGACAGGGACAGAGUGCGCGGUGUGUCUCGAUGAGAUUGAAGAGGAUCAGCCGGCGAGAUUGAUCCCUGGAUGCAACCAUGGGUUCCAUCUGCCAUGUGCUGAUACUUGGCUUUCUAAUCACUCUGUUUGCCCUGUUUGCAGAGCCAAGCUCGAGCCCCCGUUCUUUAAUGGUUCCGAAAACCCCAUCUGAAGAAGGAAGAAGACUAUAAAAACCAUGGACGAAAUUGAAGAAGACUAUAAGUUCAGGUGAAGGGGUCGAAGCUUAGUUUGUACAAAAAUAAGUCUUUUUUAAUUUUUCGAAUGUUUCUUUCAAUCCUCAUAAGUACGAUUUUUAAAACCUUAAAGAACUCUAUUUUUAGUUUUUUACGAACAUGUCACUCCCUUUCAGUCCUAAUUUUGUUGUUACACUUUUAAGAAAUUUGGAAUUUACAA